Messenger RNA from Adineta ricciae, 1686 nucleotides. The record is from the annotation of a GenBank genome assembly. NCBI's taxonomy places the organism in Eukaryota, Metazoa, Rotifera, Eurotatoria, Adinetida, Adinetidae.
AUGCCUGUUGAUCAUAGUGACCCUGUGGAAUGUUUAUUAAAACACAACGAAGAGUUUACCAGACAAAUUAUAACUGUUCUGCCUGGUAUCCAUUGUGCAAUUGGAUAUGGAUUGGCUAAUUCAAUAUUAAUCGAAGGAAACGAUGGAAAUAUUAUUGUUGAUACGCUGGAAUCGCGUGAAAGCGCUGAAGAUGUGAAGAAGGAUUUUGAUAAGAUCUCGUCGAAGCCAGUUGUUGCAAUUAUUUAUACACACAAUCAUUCGGAUCAUGUUUUCGGCGCGGAGGUAUUUGCUAAUGAAACGACGAAAGUCUAUUCGCAUGCAAAAACAUUGGAAAUUCUUGAUAAAACAAUGAAUUUAGUUCAACCAAUUACAUUUCAACGUGCGGCAAGACAAUUCGGGGUAUACUUGAACAAAGAAACAGGUCAUAUCAACUCUGGUAUUGGCUCGCUUUUGAAUUAUAAUCAAACAAAUCGUCGUGCUUAUCUUCCACCAACGGACACAUUCAGUGGUCGCUCAUUGGAAUUGGAUGUAGCGGGGAGAAAGCUGAUUUUAUAUCACGCGCCAGGCGAAACCGAUGAUCAAAUUGUUGUGCACAUGCCAAAUGAAAAUGUUCUAUUGGCUGCGGAUAAUAUUUACAAAGCAUUUCCAAAUAUUUAUGCCAUACGUGGAACAACAACGCGCGAUCCCAUACAAUGGAUUGCUUCGUUAGAUUUAAUGAGAAAUCUGCGCGCGGAAUAUCUAAUUCCAUCGCAUACGAAGCCAAUGGUUGGAAAAGAUGAAAUUUAUCAAACAAUUACAGUCUAUCGAGAUGCGGUUCAGUUUGUUCACGAUCAAACAAUUCGAUGUAUUAAUAAAGGCUUAACACCGGAUGAAAUUAUCGGAAAUCAAUUGGUUCAAUUACCGAAGAAGCUCAAUCAACAUCCAUAUUUGCAACAAUUCUAUGGAAAUGUUCCAUGGACUAUUCGUGCGGUAUUUGAUCGAUAUUUAGGUUGGUUUAGUGGAAAAACAUCGGAUUUGCACAAGGAUGCACCGAAGACGCAUGCAGAGAACUUGGUCAAGUUUGGCGGUGGGGCAAAAGAAGUUUUUGCAAAAGCACAAUCAGCUUUUCAGGAAGAAAAAUACCGAUGGACUCUGGAAUUGGUUGAAGCAUUAAGUUUAUACCCUGAAGAUGUAAAUCCUUCAGAAAUCAAUGAACUUCACUGUUCGACUUUGGAAAAAUUAGCCGCGUUCGAAACUUCGGCCAACGGAAGAAACUGGUAUAUGACAAAACGAUUAGAAAUUCAAGGAUUGAUUCAUAUAAAACCAUCGGAAAAACAAAUUAUUGAAACUGUGUCCAAAUCCUCGAUCAAAAAAUGCUUACAAGUUCUGCCGGUGAAUUUUAAUUAUCAAAAGGCAGAAAUCGAAAAUCUGGUGAUUUUCUUUCAUUUCAACGACACCAAUGAAAAAUAUUCGGUCGAACUUCGAAAUUCAAUUGUGGAUGUUCAAGACUGUUGGAAUGAGCAAAUCAAACCGGAUUUAGCAAUUGAAAUUAAAACAGAAAGGAUCUGGAAAGAAAUUUUAGUUCGAGCGAAAACUCCAAUGGAUGCAUUGGACAAUAAAGAUAUUAGUAUUAAAAAUCAACAAGGUGAUGAUUAUCCGGAAGGCAUUCUUCAAUUGGUUCAGUUUUUGCUUCUUUUUGCUCCAUAA